UCAUCGAAUGGGGAAAAUGAAGUUAAGCAUGUUGAAUGGACUUCCCAGAUAUAUUGGGUCUUAUCGAGUCUGCAAAGUCGGGUGAUCCAGAAACCAAGGUUGUAACAAGUUCAAACCGGUCACAACCCAUUCAUGUGUCUCCUGAUUUCUUCUUGACAGAAGAAAUUCGGAAGUAUAUUAGGAUAAAACCAAAUCGGUUGGGAAAGGAAAACUUCAUGGGAGCAAAUGGGACAUUUACAAGUAUAGGCCAUGCUUGUUUUUCAAUGAAGCAAGAACUUGAAGAAUACAUGAAUUAUGAUGUGGGUGAGAUAUGCAAUGAUGAUUGGAAGCUGGCUCAACGCUUAAUGGUUCAUGGAUGUGACCCAUUACCCAGAAGACGCUGCCUUUCACUAGCCCCAAAGUUCUACACAGAACCGUUACCUAUCCCUCAGUCAAUCUGGAACCUUCCGGAUGAUAAAAACGUCCGAUGGAGUCAAUACAGAUGCAAAAACUUCGCUUGUCUUGCAGCCAACAAAACAGGCAAAGGUUUCUACAAGUGCUCAGAUUGUUUCAAUUUAACCCAUCAUGAACGCCCGAGAUGGGUCGUACCCAGCUACCCAGAUCCGGCCUCUAACUCAACGCCUGAUUUCUUAAUCGCUGACAUUCUCGAUUUGAAGCCUGGUGAGAUACGUAUCGGGUUGGACUAUAGUGUCGGGACGGCUACAUUUGCUGCUAGAAUGAGAGAGCAUAAUGUGACUGUUGUCUCGGCUACUUUGAAUCUCGGAGCACCUUUUAGUGAAAUGAUUGCGCUUCGGGGAUUUAUACCUAUCUACAUGACGAUAAAUCAACGGCUUCCAUUUUUCGAUAACACGUUGGAUAUAAUCCACACGACGAGGUUUCUCGACGGGUGGAUUGACUUUGUGCUUUUAGAUUUCAUACUUUAUGAUUGGGACAGGGUACUUAGGCCCGGAGGGUUGUUAUGGAUUGAUAGUUUCUUUUGUUUAAAGGAGGAUUUGGAUGACUACUUGGAGGGUUUUAAGAUGUUACGGUACAAAAAGCAUAAAUGGGUAGUUGUACCAAAGGUUGAUAAAGAUGAUGAUAGAGAGGUCUUCUUUUCUGCUGUUAUGGAAAAACCCCCUAGGCCCUUUUAGUGACAGAUGCACAAUGAACAAGUUUUAUGGCAAUUUACAAGGUAUAGUAGAUGUUUUCAGAAUGUCCAUUAAUCAUUUAAUCCAUGUGUUUAGGUACAGUUCCUAUUGUAAUUGAUUAUAUAAUUUGUACUUGUGUAUUACAUUUACUAUUACUAAUAACAGAGUUGGUUUCAUA
Messenger RNA from Erigeron canadensis, 1305 nucleotides. Its product is annotated as probable methyltransferase At1g29790. The transcript is spliced from 2 exons. The record is from RefSeq and is a predicted model, not a curated record. The coding region runs from base 36 to 1130 and encodes 364 amino acids. Gene Ontology annotation, molecular function: methyltransferase activity. Lineage: Eukaryota; Viridiplantae; Streptophyta; Magnoliopsida; Asterales; Asteraceae.